AUUGCUAUAGUCUUUGUACACACGAUAUCAUUGUCGCACUGUGUUAAUGGGUCUUUGAAAUUUUGUUCGGGGGAUCACGAAACAUAAAUAAUGUUCCUAUCCCGCCUGAUAUGAUUAUGAAGACCUUUAUGAAUAAUUCAACCGCGAGCGUAUCGUUAUUGAGAAAACUGACGUUUUCCUUGCUCCAGUAGGACGGCAGUACGCGGCUAUUGAACCGUUGGUCCAGUCACCUUGUAGGGCAUUCCGUUUGUGAUUUGGCACUCAAUCGAACAAUGUCGGCGACCACUCGAAAUGUCCGUCACCAGACGCUCGAACAACAAAAACAACUGCUAGAGAUGAAAAUGCGGCAAAUAAGACAAACUCCACAGAUUAUCAAAGCUUCUGACAAUGUUAUACCUAGUGCUAGAAUACGGCCCAAAUCUGGCCGGACAUUAGAAAUGAACUGUUAUGAUGGUCCAUUAACUUACGCAAUGAUGAAUAGCAGUCCCGAUUCUAGUGAUAUAUUAGGUGUGUCAAGACAUUCUAUAAACCACGAUAUUAUUGAAGAUAUGAGGAAAGAAGUAGCAGAAAUGACAGUUGAUGAGCGUAGAGCAUCUUUAGAUACUGAAGAUGAAGAAUCUAGUUCCAUAUCUCCAGUUAAAAGUUCUAUACACAUUAAAGAAAAUAGCCCAUUUAUUUAUCCUUCUUCUGCUAUUACUGAAACAAAUGAAUUGGAAGGAGAUGUAUUUGGUAAUUUAGAAACAUUUGUUUUGGAACCGGCUGCUCAAGGUGUUCACUUUAAAUGUCGCAUUACUAGAGAUAAAAAAGGCAUGGACCGAGGACUAUAUCCUACAUAUUAUUUACAUUUAGAUAAAGGAAAUGGGUCAAAAAUUUUUUUAUUGGCUGCCCGUAAACGUAAAAAAAGUAGAACAUCAAAUUACCUCAUAUCCACUGAUCCAACAGAUUUGUCUAGAGGGGGUGAUGCAUAUGUUGGCAAGCUUAGAUCAAAUUUAAUUGGCACUCAGUUCACUGUAUAUGAUAAUGGUACAUCACCAUAUAAAUCAACAGUUGAAGGAGUGCUAGAAAGGCAAGAAUUAGCAGCUGUGGUAUAUGAAACAAAUGUGCUAGGAUUCAAGGGACCACGUAAGAUGACUGUUAUAAUACCAGGCAUGAAUAAAAAUCACCAACGUGUUAAGAUAGCUACAACAGAUAAUUACAGUUCACUAUUAGAAUAUUAUCGGACAAAAAAUAUGGACGAUCUUAUAGAAUUACACAACAAAACACCACAAUGGAAUGAAGAAACCCAAUCUUAUGUUCUCAAUUUUCAUGGAAGGGUCACUCAAGCUUCAGUAAAAAAUUUUCAAAUUGUUCAUGACAAUGAUGUUGAUUACAUUGUCCUUCAAUUUGGUCGUAUUUCUGAUGAUCUCUUCACAAUGGAUUACAGAUAUCCGUUGUGUGCAAUGCAAGCUUUUGCCAUCACUCUUAGUAGUUUUGAUAGCAAAUUAGCCUGUGAAUAGUAGAAAUAUAUAAUAUUUCCAAUAACAUUUCUUAAAAAUAAUUUAAGUUAAUUCUUUAAAUAUUAUAACUUUGAAUCUCAUAUAUUAUGAUCUUAGUUGUCUAUUUUUUUUUUUCUAAUCUUAUAUCACUUUAAACAGGUGGACGCCUAUUUAUUUUUACUUAUGCACCAAAAAUUUUUAAUUUAUUCUAGUCUCUAUUCUUUUAUUUAUUAU
Sipha flava (yellow sugarcane aphid) is the source of this 1709-nucleotide messenger RNA. RefSeq names its product protein king tubby (gene ktub). The record is from RefSeq and is a predicted model, not a curated record. The coding region runs from base 273 to 1496 and encodes 407 amino acids. Lineage: Eukaryota; Metazoa; Arthropoda; Insecta; Hemiptera; Aphididae. The transcript is spliced from 9 exons. Gene Ontology annotation, cellular component: cilium. Gene Ontology annotation, biological process: protein localization to cilium.